Messenger RNA from Arabis nemorensis, 672 nucleotides. Lineage: Eukaryota; Viridiplantae; Streptophyta; Magnoliopsida; Brassicales; Brassicaceae. The record is from the annotation of a GenBank genome assembly.
AUGGCCGCCACUGCAACUCAUACUCUCCCUUCUCCAGUUUUCUUCCCUCCUUCCUCUUCUAUAAACCCUAGAUUCCAUGGCUACAACAAGAAACCACCGUCUCGUCUCUUCCUCCCUCCUCUCUCCCCUCGAAACCCUAAACCCAUCCGAAUCACCGCUUCUUCGCCGUCUCUGAUUACUCCGAUAACUUCGAUCAAGCCGGCGACGAAACCAACGGCUCAAUCUUCAACCAUCACCGGGUCGACUCGGUCACUCGCAAGUCUCGCGGCUUUAACAAUCGCUGUAGCUAAAGUCAUAGCCCAGAAAUUGAAUCCUGGAAUCGGACACGCGUUACGAUUCUCGCUCCGUACCGCCGGACCGGUAUUCUUCGCGUCGCUCCGUGAUCGACCGACUGGAAACUUGAACACGCCGCUUACGGUGGUUGCGGUGGGGAUAAAGAAAUGGUUAGAUAUAUACAGUGGUGUUUUGAUGGUUAGGGUUUUGCUUAGUUGGUUCCCUAAUAUACCUUGGGAAAGACAGCCAUUGUCAGCCAUUAGAGACCUUUGUGAUCCUUACUUGAAUCUCUUUAGGAACAUCAUUCCUCCGAUCUUCGAUACGCUUGAUGUUAGUCCGUUGCUUGCUUUUGCUGUUCUUGGUACACUUGGUUCGAUUGUUCACGGAAGCACUGGAUAG